Molecule: messenger RNA, 3033 nt
Organism: Fusarium oxysporum Fo47
Lineage: Eukaryota; Fungi; Ascomycota; Sordariomycetes; Hypocreales; Nectriaceae
Product: Zn(II)2Cys6 transcription factor domain-containing protein
Exons: 6
Coding region: 1-2727 (908 amino acids)
Biological process (GO): positive regulation of transcription by RNA polymerase II
Cellular component (GO): nucleus
Molecular function (GO): zinc ion binding; DNA-binding transcription factor activity, RNA polymerase II-specific; transcription cis-regulatory region binding
Source: RefSeq, a predicted model, not a curated record
AUGGAUCAAGAAACUGGAUCGUCGUCAACGUCUGCGAACCAAAAGGCCCCUGCAAACUCCAACCAGCAGGAUGAGUCAAGAGAAGAGACAGAUCGCAAAAGGAAUAAUAUUCGCAAAAGGACAAAGACCGGAUGUUUAACUUGUCGCAAGCGUCGAAUAAAAUGUGACGAAGGAAGGCCGAUAUGCAACAACUGUAUCAAAUCCAAACGCCAUUGCGAGGGCUACAACCAACGUGUUAUCUUCAAGGACCCUAUGGGUGCGAUACAAGGAGGCCCUUUUGGACCUGCUUAUUAUCCUCCUGGAUCUACGCACCUGGUCCCUCACUUACAAGCGAAGACCUCUCAGGGCCCAUUGCCCAUAAUUGCUCCUAAGCCACCUUCCUUUGGCUAUCAUGGACACCAACCGGCACCCUACGGGCAUUAUAUUCAUGGACAAGAAACCAUGCCCCCAAAUCCCUACGAUUUCAACGCCCCAUCAAUGCCUCAUCCAUAUCACCAACCGAACGGUAUGAUGCCUCCUGAGCCUCCGAUGGGAUAUCCUAGGCCGCCCCCGGACGCUCGACAACACUAUGAGGGACCUCCUCUCAACGGACAAGAUGGUCUCCCCUACGCGGGUAGUAGCCAGCCGGAACCUGUUGCCAUCAAGAGAGAAAGGAUGGAGGAGCUGAACCACAGAAUACCUGAACCCGACUUCGACUAUGACGACUAUGAAAUGCCGGAGGAUGAUGCUUCGAUGGGUGAAUCAGACGAUGAGGUUCAAGAUCCUCGGCAAGUUCUUGGACCUGUCAUGAAGCAGUUCAAUGGAACGUGGGACACAAACGGCACACGAGUCCGAACCUUUUCGACAUUUGCUCAGUGCAAUAUUCUUUCUGAUUAUACAGCUACAGCUCGGAUAACGGAACUCAAGGACCCUGCAAUGUUGCAAAUCUUCAUGCACUUUAUCCAAGUUACCGGCCCAAGCAUGUCAUUGUAUGAAAGGCAUCCUUUUGAUCAUACUGGCGAGAACUCUUUCGACCCUACCCCGAAAGGGGCUAAUAAUCUUUGGAGUUACACCUUCCCCGUCAUAUCUUUGAACCACCCCGCGUUGCUUCACUCUAUGCUUGCCUUGGGCGCCUUGCAAAUUGCAAAGCUGCAAAACAUACCAGCCACAGCUGCAAUGAAACACUAUCACUUGGCAAUUCGCCGAAUAGCUCGAAACGUCAACACACCCCUCAGACGAACACAACCUGCAACAGUAGCUGCGACACUGUUGUUGUCGUAUUUUGAGGUUUGGUCUUCGGAUCAUACCAAAUGGUGUAAUCAUCUUCUUGGUGCCAGAAUCUUGUUUAGCGAAAUACCCCUUAGACAGAUGUCAAGGAAAUAUUUGCCAGUCAAGCGUUACAAACAGGCAGAAAAAGACGCACAGAACCAGAAUCAAAUGGACAGCUUCUUCCCGGGUUUGAGUAUCCCCUCUCAGAGCGAACUCAUUGACCUGGAUUACAGCCUGCUGCAGGCAAUUUCGGGCCAGCAUAUAACGGCAGAGGACUAUGGACUUGGGGCAAAACAACCAAUAGACCUAUCUCGGGCGGUGACCGAUAGAGAUAUCGAGCACUACGAAAACAUCCGAGAUUUAUUCUGGUGGUAUUGCAAAAUGGAUGUGUAUCAGAGCAUGCUGGCAGGUACCAGACUCUUCAUGAACUACGAAUCUUGGUCUCAGUGUCCUCCCAGGGCACCAAUUUCGAAACUUGAAGCUAUAUAUGGAUCGUAUGAUCAUCUUAUGCUUUUACUUGGCAGGCUUGCAGAUUUUUCUUCAAAAGAUAUUUCAAGAAAACGAAAAGCAAGUCUCGCCAGGGGACCUCCUCCUGGAGCUGGUGGCAGUUCACCACCAUCAUUCCCUGGGAUCGUUCCUACGGAUGGAAAGUUCCACGUACCAAGAGGUUUUACACCACCCCGUGAGACAUCGCCACAGAGUGACUCUACAGAGGAUCACGAUGCAGACGCGAGUUACCAGGCUGCCCUUGAGGAGUGGGAGUCCAUCAAGCGGGGCUUCGAAGCAUAUGAAAGCGGCUUAGGACCAGAGUUUCAACCGCUCAAGCCAGAGUUCUCAGAUAAACGAGACUCGCCAUUCGGAAUGACGAUGCAAUAUCGGACAUUUUCUGUUGCUGGAAUCUGGAUGAACUUUUAUAUGGGCAUGAUAAAUCUUGUUCGAUGCCACCCUUCGAUGCCCCCUGCGGCGAUGCAAGCAGCUGGCAUGUCAGCACGUCAGACAGGUCCAUAUUCGAACAAACUGGGCCGAAUAGCGGCUGGCUUGUCGGAAGACGUUUCACAGGCAACGGAGAUCACAACUCUUGUCAGUGCUGCGUUCAUCGAGAGUUGCUUCUGCCUUUUCGUAGCAGCGAUUGAGUAUCAAGAUGAGAAACAGCGGCAUUGGGUGAUACGUCACUUACGGGACAUCACUCGAUUGACAGGAUGGCAAUCAGCAGAACGUAUUGCCACUGGAUGCGAAUCCUCUUGGAUCAAGGCCGCGCAGCUUGGUCGUGGUCCUCCGUACCAGCGUGCCCCGGAGACCGAACCAGUGCCUGUCGCAAGGUGGCAGAACCCACGACAGAUCGAUCGAUUCAUACACGAAGUCGAGACAGGCGAAGUUCGUCGUAUCCAAAUACCCAAGGCAGAACGGGCUUCGCUUGCGUUGGGCCUACUCAGUGUUGAGCGAGAUCUCGAAUUUCUUGAUCUUAAGGAUGACAAUUGAAGCAAUGUAUAGCAUGAACUGGCUUGUUAUAUACUAUGGAUAUUAAGUUUCUGGGACUUUUUAUAAUGCAGCGUAUGCUCUGCUCCUUGAUUAGUGCCUUGAAUAUCAAGUUCAGGUAUCAUUUAGCGAUCUGGAAAAUCGGAAAAAAAGGGAUGGAAGCAAUAUUCACGAAAUUCGUUCAACCUGAAGAAACGUUGGAAGUCUGGCGGAACCGCAGUUGGCGAGUGCCCCUACUACAUUAAUGAUACAUAAUUCUGGCCCUCUUCUUGUGAGGCCCUCGAUGUUUUCGUCAAAACCUCUGUGAAA